AUGGGGAAAGUGUUCGAUGCGGCAGAAGUCGCAAGCCAUAAAACCAGAGAAAGCUGCUGGGUACUUCUAUAUGGAAAAGUGUACGAUGUUACCGAUUUUCUCUCAGAGCACCCUGGUGGUGCCAAAAUUAUCCUCAAGCUAGCAGGAAAGGAUGCCACUGAGGAAUAUGACCCCGUUCACCCUCCGGGUACGUUGGAAGAGAAUCUCAAGCCGGAAGCAUGCCUAGGGACCGUCAACCCAGACACGUUACCCAAAGAAGAGGAACCUUCUCCAUCGGCAGAGGAGAAGGAGGGACCACCUCCGAUGGAGUCGCUCCUCAACAUGGAAGAUAUCGAACAAGUGGCCACCAAGAAUAUCAGCAAGAAAGCGUGGGCCUAUUACUACUCAGCGUCCGAUGACAAGUUUUCAAAACAUUUCAACAGUGAGGUCUAUCGGUCCAUAAUCCUGCGUCCGAGGGUGUUCGUCGAUUGUACAACAUGUGACUUGGAUACUACAAUUCUGGGGAAUAAAUUAGGAAUGCCCAUUUUCGUUUCCCCAGCUGCCAUGGCUCGUCUGGGCCAUCCAUCGGGUGAGGCUGGUAUCGCGGAAGCUUGUCGCAGUUUUGGGGCUAUGCAGGUCAUCUCCAACAAUGCGUCCAUGACACCAGAGCAAAUCGUCCAAGAUGCUGCCCCGGGCCAGACGUUUGGGUGGCAACUGUAUGUCCAAAUCGAUCGCAAGAAGAGCGAGGCCAUGUUGGCCCGUAUCAACAAGCUCAAAGCGAUCAAGUUUAUCGUCCUCACUCUCGAUGCCCCAGUCCCUGGAAAGAGAGAGGAUGACGAACGGGGCAGCGACGUGGGCCCGUCCAACCCAGUUCCAAGUGCAGCAAAGGCAGCAGAUCGGGCUGCCAACGACACGCCCGAUGUCAGUCAGGCAUCUGGCGGUGUUGGAAAGCAACUCUUUGCAGGCACCGAUCCUUCACUGACCUGGAAAGAUACCCUGCCAUGGCUGACCAAGCAUACGAAUCUGCCAAUUGUCCUCAAGGGUUUGCAAACCCACGAGGAUGCGUACAUUGCAUCUCUUCACACACCACAGGUCAAGGGUAUUAUCCUCUCCAACCAUGGCGGACGUGCCCUCGACACGGCCCCUCCAGCAGUUCACACAUUGAUGGAAAUUCGAAAGUACUGCCCUGAAGUCUUUGACAAGAUUGAUGUCUGGGUUGACGGCGGUAUCCGACGUGGUACGGAUGUGGUGAAGGCUCUCUGCCUCGGUGCUAAGGCUGUAGGAAUUGGACGUCCUGCACUCUGGGGUCUGGGUGCUGGUGGUGUUGAUGGUGUAAAACGCACACUACAGAUUUUGGCCGAUGAAACCAAGACUUGCAUGCGCUUACUCGGUGUCGAGAAGGUUGAAGAUUUAGGACUUCAGCACAUCAACACUCGUCUUGUUGAACAGCAAAUAUACGACGGUCCCUCGGGCCUUGGUCCUCUUCGCAACAUUUUCCGAGCAAAACUAUAG
Molecule: messenger RNA, 1491 nt
Organism: Aspergillus wentii DTO 134E9
Lineage: Eukaryota; Fungi; Ascomycota; Eurotiomycetes; Eurotiales; Aspergillaceae
Product: FMN-dependent alpha-hydroxy acid dehydrogenase
Exons: 5
Coding region: 1-1491 (496 amino acids)
Molecular function (GO): heme binding; oxidoreductase activity
Source: RefSeq, a predicted model, not a curated record